Messenger RNA from Seminavis robusta, 1908 nucleotides. NCBI's taxonomy places the organism in Eukaryota, Bacillariophyta, Bacillariophyceae, Naviculales, Naviculaceae. The record is from the annotation of a GenBank genome assembly.
AUGACGACAACUAUUAUGAAGCAACCAGACAGUCGCAGCCGUUCAUCGUCGUUUGCCGACCUGGACGAAGUACAAGCAUCGGGUAUUUUGGAAGACAUUGUCCGCGAAAACAAUGUCCUGUUGGGCGGGUCUUCCAUUGGCAAGGGCUUUAAAAAGGCGGCCCGUGCCUACUUGAAGCAACAGCAAUUGGAAGUCGUAGAAGACGCCUUUUACGUGGUGGACUUGGGCGUCUUGGUGAGUCAAGUCUAUCAAUGGCGCAAGUACUUUUCCCGCGUGGAACCCUUUUAUGCCGUCAAGUGCAAUCCCGAUCCCGUCAUGGUCAAGACACUGGCGUUGUUGGGCUGCAACUUUGACUGUGCGUCGCAACAAGAGAUUGCCAUUGUCCAGCAAUGCGCCAAGGAAUUGCACAUGCGACCCGAAAUCAUUUACGCCAAUCCCUGCAAAGCCCGCAAACAUUUGCAGUAUGCGGUACAGCACGGCGUCACGCUAGUGACAUUGGACAAUGUUCAAGAAGUUCACAAGUGUGCUGCUGUCAGUCACAAAAUUGAACUGGUUGUGCGCAUUGUCACGGACGAUCGCGGUGCCCAGUGUCGGUUGAGCAGCAAAUACGGAGCGCCCCAAGCGCGAUGGCGCAAUUUGUUGCAAGCGGCCGCUCAGGCGGGGUUGAAAGUCAGAGGUGUCAGUUUUCACGUGGGCAGUGGCUGUCGCGAUGCGUCCCGCUAUUUUGCCGCCUUGGAGGAUGCCCGGGCCCUUUUUGAUUUGGCCGCCACCGAAUUUGGCAUGCAAUUCGAUUUGCUCGAUAUCGGGGGUGGGUUUCCAGGAGAAACCCACUCGACGUGGAAUCCAGAAGUUCUUGACGAACAUGACGACGAUGACGAUGACUGCGACAAGGAAGGACUAGAACCACAGCAACAACAAGACAAUGACGACAAGAACAGCACAACGGAAAAUGCACCCUACAUGUUUUUCAAUGAAAUUGCCGAAACGGUGGCCCCCAUGAUUGAUGCGCUCUUUCCAUCUCAUGUCCGAGUCAUUGCCGAACCGGGACGCUACUUUACAGCCGCCGCCGCCACACUUGUUACCAGUGUCAUUGGAGCCCGCAGCAAUGAAAUUGAUCACCAACAAUUCACACCCGAACCCGUCCCGGAUGUGCAAACAUCCCACAAAAUAUUUGAACGCUCUCGCGAAGAUGAACACGCCCUCGUCAGGAGACGACGCAACAAAUCCGUCGACACGGCCGAUAGCGUGGAAGAUGGCAAAGUCUGGGAGACUCUUACGGAAGAACUCAAUCACUACGCUCAAGUCUUUACCAUGCAAAACUUGGUCACACAAGAAACCGAUGCCUACAAUGACGGAUUGGAUCUCUAUCAUGAAGACUUUGAUACCGCCGCCGAUUUACUUGGCGUCCCCGACAAGAUUCAAAUGCGAUCUGUAGUCCACAGUGUGGAAGGAAUGAACAAGGCUAUUGCCUUGGAUACACAGGGAGAAGAAACCAUCAUUUCCUUGGCGGCAGCAGGAGAAGCGGCCGUCAGUGGAAUGGUCUUGCAAGCCGUGGCCGAUUCGGCACCCCUGCAAGAUGACUAUGCCUACUAUGUCAAUGAUGGGGUCUACGGAGCCUUUAACAAUCUCAUGUUUGAUCAUGCCACGAUUGGUGACUGGCUCUACUUUCAAAACAUGGGAAGUUAUACCAUGGCAGCUGCUUCGUCCUUUAAUGGAUUUGAACCAACGGAAAAAAUGUACGUUUGCUCGGUGCAACCAGAGUACUUUGAAGAGUUGAUUGCGGGACCGGAACAACAACCACAGCAAGUGGAGGUGGCGGCAACCAAGAAGGGAAACGACAACCUGACGGAAGCUGAAGUGGUCCAGGAAGAAGAGAAGAAAGAGGAAGAGUUGCUUGUUGUGCGAUGA